Drepanopeziza brunnea f. sp. 'multigermtubi' MB_m1 is the source of this 579-nucleotide messenger RNA. RefSeq lists its product as uncharacterized. Lineage: Eukaryota; Fungi; Ascomycota; Leotiomycetes; Helotiales; Drepanopezizaceae. Gene Ontology annotation, cellular component: SAGA complex; nucleus; transcription factor TFIID complex. The record is from RefSeq and is a predicted model, not a curated record. Gene Ontology annotation, biological process: transcription initiation at RNA polymerase II promoter. Gene Ontology annotation, molecular function: promoter-specific chromatin binding; RNA polymerase II general transcription initiation factor activity.
AUGGCGAAUGCAGAGUCUCCAGAUCCUUCGAAGGACCUCCUUCCGGUGCAAAUCACAGAGGAUGAAGCCGAUCCCCUUGCGCCAGCUACAGAUCCAAAAUUGCCAACUCGCAAAGAUGCCUCGUUGAAGGAGUUCAUGUCCAAGAUGGAUGACUAUGCGCCAAUAAUUCCUGAUGCAGUGACCAACUACUAUCUUACCAAAGCUGGUCUUGCUCCCCCACCUCAAACAGACCAAAGACUCGCCCGCCUCCUCGCUCUCGCAACUCAGAAAUUUAUUGCGGACAUCGCUGCGGACGCUUACCAAUACUCCCGUAUCCGCUCAUCUAACUCCUCAAAUGCCAACAAUCCUAUGGGUAACCUUGGAGCUGCGGCCGGAUUCCCUGUAGCAGGUCAGCAGGCCGCCGCGCCAGGUAGCAAAGAACAAGCAGGACGUGGUGGGCCUCUAGGUAUUCAGCGUCCAGGCUACGGAGGUGGUGGGCAGGGCGGCAGCCAGAACAGGACUGUUCUCACAAUGGAGGACUUGGGAAUGGCUGUUGGCGAGUAUGGUGUUAAUGUCAAGAGGGGAGAGUUCUAUCGAUGA